This is a messenger RNA of Parnassius mnemosyne (clouded apollo), 1512 nucleotides long. NCBI's taxonomy places the organism in Eukaryota, Metazoa, Arthropoda, Insecta, Lepidoptera, Papilionidae. The record is from the annotation of a GenBank genome assembly.
AUGGAAUACAUAACACUAGAAAAUAAUCCAAACCCAAAUAGUACACGCAUAUUGUGCUGUCAAUGCGGUGCUCCUAUAGAGGCAAACCCCUCUAAUAUGUGCGUAGCAUGCUUACGAGCUCAUGUUGAUAUUUCAGAUGGUAUUCCAAAACAAGCGACCUUGUUUUUUUGUAGGGGUUGUGAAAGAUAUUUGCAACCCCCUGCUGAGUGGGUAGUGUGUGCGUUGGAGUCACGAGAAUUGCUUGCCCUAUGUUUGAAGAGAUUAAAAGGCCUAAAUAGGGUGAAGUUGGUAGAUGCAGGUUUUGCAUGGACUGAGCCCCAUUCAAAGAGGAUAAAAGUAAAAUUAACUGUACAAGGUGAAGUUAUGGGUGGUGCAGUUCUUCAACAAACUUUCAUUGUAGAGUUUGUUGUUCAACAUCAGAUGUGUGAUGCAUGCCAUCGUUCAGAAGCCCAAGACUAUUGGCGUGCUUUGGUGCAAGUGAGACAACGUGCAAAUAAUAGGAAGACCUUUUACUAUCUGGAACAAUUGAUACUUAAACACAAAGCACAUGAAAAUACAUUGGGUAUUAAACCAAAGCAUGAUGGCUUGGACUUCUUUUACGCUACUGAGAAUAAUGCCCGUAAAAUGGUAGACUUUAUACAGUCAGUUUUGCCUAUUAAAUGCCAACAUUCAAAGAAGCUUAUAUCCCAUGACAUUCACAGUAAUAUUUACAACUACAAAUUCACUUAUAGCAUUGAAAUAGUGCCUGUGUCUAAAGACAGUGUGGUAUGCCUUCCCAAGAAAUUAACACACCAGCUGGGUUCUAUAUCUCCUAUAUGCCUUGUUCUGAGAGUGACCAGCACAAUACAUUUAAUAGAUGCAAAUACAGGGCAAGUAUGCGACCUUUCAUCUACUGUGUAUUGGAGACAUCCAUUCUCACCAAUAUGUAAUCCCAAACAACUGGUAGAAUACACUGUUAUGGACAUAGAUAUUUUAAAAGAACAUGAAAGAAAAACAUUCCCCGGCCAGGGCGUAGUUUCAAACAAACAUGUGGUUGCAGAUGUGUGGGUGGUGAAGACCAAUGAGCUUGGACUUGAUGUUAGUCCUGUACACACAAGAACUCACUUGGGUCACAUUUUGAAACCUGGCGACACAGUUUUGGGAUACAAUCUAAGCGACUCUAACGUAAAUGACGUGAAUUUGGACAAGCUCGAUCGGGAUUCAAUACCAGAUGUGUUUUUGGUGAAAAAAUAUUACGGUGAGAAGUCAGCCAGGAGACGCGCUCGCAACUGGAAGCUCAAACACAUGGCAGAGGAAUUGCACGAAGGUCUGAGCUCCACCAAUGAGGAUUACAACGACUUUUUGGAUGAUUUGGAAGAAGAUCCGGCUUUUAGACAAAACAUUAACAUCUUUAAAGAUGGUAAUAAGAUUCCUGUAGAUACUGAUGAAAUAGAUCCUUCCUUGCCUCGGAUCACAUUGGCUGAGAUGUUGGAUGAUUUAAAUAUAGAAGAUGUUGAAAUGUCUGAAGUAUGA